AUGGAUAAAAGUUUUGCAACAUUAUAUAAUAAAUUAACUAACUUACUUCAUUCAAAUCCAUCAACAUCAUCAAAUCAAUCAUCUAUACCUGAAUUGGGUUCAUCAUUACCACUAUCGAAAUUUUUCGAUCGACUAGUUCCAUCACCACCACCAUCAUCAUCAUCAUCAGCAGCAGCAGCAGCAAUAACAACAACAAGUCCAUCAAUUGGCCAACGUCGCGUUUCCUCUCGAGUCUCUCGUCAAAUAUCAAUUAAAACAAAUGAGAAUCGAAAUCUAAUUCCAAAUGAUUUAUCCAAACACCAAAAUAAAACUGAAGAUCAUAGCAAUGUUCUACAACCUGAACUUGAACGAAAGUCAGCUCCAUUGCAUCAUGAACCAGCCGUAUCUGUACCGGGCAUGGACGAUGAAGAGUUUCGUCGACGAGGAAAAGAAAUGAUUGAUUAUAUAGCUGAUUAUCUGAAGCAUACCAGCGAACGUCGCGUUACACCUGAAGUUGAGCCGGGUUAUUUACGUCCGAUGUUACCAAAAAAUGCACCUGAAAAAAGCGAAACAUGGGAUAAUAUAAUGGCAGACGUUGAACGAGCUAUCAUGCCUGGUAUAACACAUUGGCAACAUCCACGUUUUCAUGCUUAUUUUCCAGCUGGAAAUAGUUAUCCAUCAAUACUUGGUGAAAUGCUUUCAGCUGGUCUUGGUAUUGUUGGAUUUUCUUGGGCAGCAAGUCCAGCAUGUACUGAACUUGAAACUAUCAUGCUUGAUUGGAUAGGUCGUAUGAUGGCAUUACCUGUUGAUUUUCUUCCAUUCGAUCCAGUUCGUGAUAAUAGAGAUAGUGAUGAUGAUGAUGAUGACGAUGAGGAGGAAUCAUGUUCUGAAAGUGAUGUAGAAAUAAAAGAAAACAAUUCACAUGAUUCGGUGAUGAAUGGAGAGACUCAUCGUGCAUCAAAACGAAGUCGACAUAUUGGUGGUGGUGUUCUUCUUGGUUCGGCAAGUGAAUGCAUUUUGGUUGCGAUGUUGGCAGCACGUACGAAGAAAAUAACAAGUAAGCGCCUAGUCGAUCCAUUAAUGGAAGAUGGCCAAAUUUUAGCUCGACUUGUUUGUUAUACAUCGAAACUUGCACAUUCGUGUGUAGAAAAAGCAGGCUUAAUUGCAAUGGUUCGCGUUCGACAGUUAGCUGUCGAUGAACAUUUUUCAUUACGCGGUAAAACAUUAGAAGAAUGUAUUCGAGCUGACAAAGAAAAAGGAUUAAUACCAUUUUUGGUUUCGGGUACAUUAGGAACAACAUCUUGUUGUUCAUAUGAUAACUUAGAGGAAAUUGGUGAAAUAUGCCGACGCGAAACACUUUGGUUUCAUGUUGAUGGUGCCUAUGCUGGUAGUGCUCUUAUUUGUGAAGAAUAUCGUUAUAUAAUGAAAGGUUUACAUUAUGCCGAUUCAUUCAAUACAAAUCCAAAUAAAUGGCUAUUGAUAAAUUUCGAUUGUUCGUGCUUUUGGGUUCGAGAUAAAUUUGCGUUGAUCAACGCUAUGUCUGUUGAUCCACUUUAUCUUCAACAUAAGCAUGCACAAAAAGCAGUUGAUUAUCGUCAUUGGGGUGUUGCGUUAAGUCGUCGAUUUCGUUCACUCAAACUUUGGUUUACUAUUCGCAGCUAUGGUAUCGAUGGUCUUCGUUAUUAUAUUCGAGAACAUUGCCGUUUAGCAAAAGUGUUCGCAUUAUUAAUAAGCGCAGAUAGCCGUUUCGAAAUCAUUGGCGAUGUUACAUUAGGUCUUGUUUGUUUCCGUUUAAAGGGCAGUAAUAAAUUGAGCCAAAAAUUGCUUUUAUCUCUGAAUGAUUCGGGUCUGAUUCAUAUGGUUCCAUCAAUGGUUAAUGAUAUCUAUAUAAUUCGUUUUGCUGUUUGUGCUAAAUAUGCUAAUGAUGAUGAUAUGCAUAUAGCAUUCAAUACAAUUCAAGAACAUGCUGAUGAUGUCCUUGUUGAAUAUCGUGCUCAACGUAGCGGACGACAAUCAUCAUCAAAUGAUUCACUUGAUUUAGCUACAAAACCAACAGCUACUAUUAAUAAUAAUGAGCACGAUGAAACUGUAUCAGAUGAGCCAGCUAAUGCUCCGGCAUUGCCGGAAGUAACAGCAACUCCAACAAUUUAUCCCACGACAAAAGUUCGAGCAAAUACAAUAACAACAAUAACACCACAACAUCGUGUAACAUUUGAAAAACCAACAACAAGUUUACUGAAAGAUAAACGAGCACGUCCAAUGUUUGUUCGUAUGGUAUCUGAUGCAAAAUUAUAUUAUCCAAAAAGAACUACAUCACAAUUAUCUCGUCAAACAUCAUUAGUAACACCACGUGCACGAAAACGAAUACAAAGUGAUUCUGGUCAUCAUACAACACGCUCAUCAAGUGAAAGAUAUCUUUCACAUACAGUAAGUAUUUUGGAAACGGUUAAUUCUGACGAAGGAGAACUUGAUGAUAAACAAUAA
Molecule: messenger RNA, 2463 nt
Organism: Rotaria socialis
Lineage: Eukaryota; Metazoa; Rotifera; Eurotatoria; Philodinida; Philodinidae
Source: the annotation of a GenBank genome assembly